AUGGGGAAACGUCCGAUUUCUGAUGUUGUCGCCGAAGAUGGCGCGACCACUACUCCCGAGCUUUCAAGAAAGAAGAGCAAAAAAGACAAGAGCAAGAAGCUUAGCAAGACGCCUGCAAUCGAUGCGACCGAGACGAAUGGCGAUGCCCUGGCUGUAGAGGACUCAGACGACGAAGAAAAGCUCUCAAAGGCCGAGCGCAAGGCGGCGAAGAAAGCAAAGAAGGAGGCUAAAGAGGCGAAAAAAGCGCUGAAGGCUGCGGCGGAGGAUGAGCCGGCUGGCCAGACUGCGGAAGAGAGCGAAGAAGCCAUCAAGGCGGCUGAGAAGGCUGCGCGAAAGGCAGAGAAGAAGCGCUUGAAGGCUGUGGCCAAGGGUGAAGCUAUCGAGUCCGUACCUUCAUCGAAACCUACAUCGGUCGAAACCAGCGCCGAGCCUACCGUAACCACCGCAACCACUGCCGAGUCAGGAGAUUAUGAAGAGAGCAAGGAGCUGACGCAGCUCCCUCAGGCCGAGGUCGACGCUUUCCUCGCCAAAAACACCAUGACUAUUCAAGACCCCAAACCCGCCGCUCGCAAGCUGCGUCCUAUCCUGAACUUCAAGUACCUCCCAGUCGAUGAUGCGCAGCGCGCCUUCUUUGCCAAGUUCAGCGCUCCUACACCUAUACAAGCAGCGACAUGGCCAUUCUUGCUGUCAGGAAGGGAUAUGGUUGGUGUUGCAGAGACAGGUUCCGGCAAGACGUUGGCGUUUGGUGUACCUUGUGUGCGAUACAUCUCGGCGUUACCCAAGGAAAAGCGGAAGGGCAUCAAGGCUGUUAUUGUCUCACCCACGCGUGAGCUGGCUGUCCAAAUUUACGAUCAAUUGGUAGCGUUGGCGACACCGGCUGGACUAUCCGUGGUUUGCGUAUACGGUGGUGUGCCAAAAGACCCUCAGGUCGCUGCUUGCCGUAAGGCGCACAUCGUAGUCGCUACACCAGGUCGUCUCAACGACUUGAUUGGUGAUGGCUCAGCGGACCUUAGCAAAGCCGAGUACGUAGUCCUCGACGAAGCCGACCGUAUGCUUGAUAAGGGAUUCGAAGAAGCAAUUCGGCAAAUCAUCUCGCAGACGCCCAAGAAGCGCCAAACCCUCAUGUUUACUGCUACGUGGCCGCCUUCCGUCCGGGAUCUUGCGUCCACCUUCAUGAACUCGCCUGUCAGGAUCACGAUCGGCGACAACCAAUCUGGCGAGCUCCGUGCCAAUGUGCGCAUUAAGCAACUCGUCGAGGUUGUGGAUCCUCGCGCUAAAGAGCAGCGUCUGUUGCAGUUGCUCAAGCAGUACCAAUCUGGCAAGAACAAGGACGAUCGUAUCCUUGUGUUCUGCUUGUACAAGAAGGAAGCAAUGCGCAUCGAAAACUUCAUCCGCAUGAAGGGCUUCCGCGUGGGUGGCAUCCACGGUGACUUGAGCCAAGAGAAGCGCAGCGCCUCACUGGCGGCGUUCAAGGAAGGCCACGUGCCGCUCCUCGUAGCCACUGAUGUUGCUGCAAGGGGUCUUGACAUCCCAGCUGUGAAACUUGUCAUCAAUGUCACGUUCCCAUUGACAGCCGAGGACUAUGUUCACAGGAUUGGCAGGACGGGUCGUGCCGGAAAAGAGGGUUUGGCGAUCACGCUUUUCACGGAACAUGACAAAGCACUUUCCGGAUCGUUGAUCAACGUCCUCAAGGCAGCAAAUCAGGACGUGCCUGAAGACUUGAUGAAGUUUGGUACAACUGUCAAGAAGAAGGAACAUGGUGCAUACGGUGCCUUCUACAAAGACACCGACAACACCAAGGCCGCUACUAAGAUUACUUUUGACUAA
Molecule: messenger RNA, 1827 nt
Organism: Alternaria atra
Lineage: Eukaryota; Fungi; Ascomycota; Dothideomycetes; Pleosporales; Pleosporaceae
Exons: 2
Coding region: 1-1827 (608 amino acids)
Biological process (GO): rRNA processing
Cellular component (GO): nucleolus
Molecular function (GO): RNA helicase activity; ATP binding; RNA binding
Source: RefSeq, a predicted model, not a curated record